This is a messenger RNA of Cutaneotrichosporon cavernicola, 1701 nucleotides long. RefSeq lists its product as uncharacterized. NCBI's taxonomy places the organism in Eukaryota, Fungi, Basidiomycota, Tremellomycetes, Trichosporonales, Trichosporonaceae. The transcript is spliced from 8 exons. Gene Ontology annotation, biological process: transmembrane transport. Gene Ontology annotation, cellular component: fungal-type vacuole membrane. Bases 1 to 1701 code for a protein of 566 amino acids. Gene Ontology annotation, molecular function: transmembrane transporter activity. The record is from RefSeq and is a predicted model, not a curated record.
AUGGUCGCCAUGGAAAUAUCUCCGCGGAUACGGAUGCUGAUUGCGGCCAUCUGCGUUGGUCUUGCGAGCGGUUCAAACUAUGGAUACUCGGGCUACGCGCCCCAGCUCGCCUCCAAACUCAGCCUGAGCAGUACGCAGAUCAACCUCGUCGGGCUUGGCGGCAACCUCGGCGUCUAUCUCUCUGGGCCCGUCUGGGGCCGCAUUAUCGACCUCUACGGUCCGAGAGUGCCGCUCGCUUGUGCUGCCGCUCUCAACUUUGUUGGGUAUCAUGGCGCGCGCGCAUUCUACUACGGCACACUGCCGGUCGGGGGCGACGACGGGCCGUCUUCCCUUGGCGUGACUACGCUCGCGAUGACGCUCUUCUUCACGGGGUUCGGGGGGAGUGCUGGGCUCGCAGGAGCGAUGAAUACCGUCGCCCGCAGUUUUCCGGAUAGGACGCGCGCGAGCGCUACGGGAUCGGUGCUCGCUGGCUUUGGGCUCAGUGCUUUUGUCUUCUCUGCGCUAGGCCACGCAUUAUACCACGACGAGGCAGGCGGCCUCCUCCUUAUCCUGGCGUGGGGCACGAUGCUGCCCAACCUCGUCGGCACCUUUGUCAUUCGCCCAUACCCUCCGCAUGAAGACUCGUCCGACGAAGACCACACCGACGACGAGGAUCUCGUGCAUCAGGCAGCCCUGCUCGAGCCGGGGCAGGAACUCCCUUACCGGAGUCACGAGCGCAGACCCGACGUCGAGCUGGCCGACGAGCCCAGCCCGUCUGAUCCGCUCCUUCCGCACACUCCCUCACGGGCAGACUCCCCGGGCGACUUGCAGACGCCUUCGCGUACGCCGCGCACGCGCACGCCUGGGUCACGGAAGCGCCGCGGCUCAACAGCGAGUCUGCCGCCAACCGAGAUUCAUAUUGGCCCGCCGGCGCUGUUCCGCGAGACCGACUUCCUGCUGCUGUUCUCGAUCCUGGCUAUUCUGUGCGGGGUAGGGCUGGAGUGGAUCAACAAUGUCGGCGCCGUCACGCUCGCGCUCGCCCGAGACGGGUGGGAUUACGACAAGCAAAAGGUCGGCGCCAUGCAGGCGUCACAGGUCGCGACCAUCUCCGUGUUCAACUGCGCUGGCCGUAUCCUCGGAGGCGCGUUCAGCGACCUCAUCAAACAUCGCUUUGGUGUGCGCAGGAUAUGGUUCCUCCCGCUCGUGGCGCUAAUGUUUAUUGGUACCGAGGUGGCAGUGCUGGCGACAACCGAUGUGGACCGGCUGUGGAUGGUAUCCGCAGCGCUUGGCACUGCGUACGGUGCACUCUUCAAUGUCCUACCCAUGCUGGUCCUCGAGUGGUUUGGGAUGUCCCACUUUGGUCAGAAUUGGGGCUUUACGAGCAUGGCGCCGGCGGUCGGCGGUAACAUGUUCCUUACGCUCUUUGGGAAAGUGUACGAUGCGCACUCUGUCCGUCGCAUAGGUGGACCAGAGCUAGCGCCUGCGUCGGUAACUAGGAGCAUCGGUGUUCAUCGGUUUAGCCGUAUAAACGAGCGCUCAGGAGAUUCCGUCCAGGCUCUUGCCGGCGCAACCGAUGCCCACGAAUGCCUCGUGGGCCGCGAAUGUUACGCCACCGCUAUUCGCGUCAGCGCGUUGGCAUGUGUGUUGGCUCUCAUACUGAGUGUGAUUGCGGGGAUCCGACGCGAGCGUACGGCUGCGGCGCGCGGGAGGCGUGUGGCAUGA